This is a messenger RNA of Oncorhynchus nerka (sockeye salmon), 2145 nucleotides long. RefSeq names its product potassium voltage-gated channel subfamily S member 2. The transcript is spliced from 2 exons. NCBI's taxonomy places the organism in Eukaryota, Metazoa, Chordata, Actinopteri, Salmoniformes, Salmonidae. The record is from RefSeq and is a predicted model, not a curated record. Gene Ontology annotation, molecular function: delayed rectifier potassium channel activity; protein binding. Bases 24 to 1553 code for a protein of 509 amino acids. Gene Ontology annotation, biological process: protein homooligomerization; potassium ion transmembrane transport; regulation of delayed rectifier potassium channel activity. Gene Ontology annotation, cellular component: membrane; voltage-gated potassium channel complex.
UUAUCUUUUAGUGAGGGGGCAACAUGGUAAAAGAGAGUCUCCGAGCCUGGGUCCAGGACGCUGAGGAUAUCCUGGUGCACAUCAAUGUUGGAGGCCUGAAGCGCAGCCUGUUCUCGAGCACUCUAAGUAAUUUCCCCGAUACACGUCUGGGACGCCUGCUGGCCUGCGAGUCCGAGGAGGCCAUAUUGCAAGUUUGCGACGAUUACGACGCUCAACAAAAGGAGUUUUACUUUGACCGCAACCCGGGACUCUUCCCUUACGUGCUGCAAUUCUACCAGACCGGCAAACUCCACAUCAUGGAUGAACUGUGCAUCUUCUCUUUCUGCCAGGAAAUUGAAUACUGGGGAAUCAAUGAGUUCUUCCUGGACAGCUGCUGUAGCUACCGUUACCACGAUCGCAAACUAGAGAGCCGCCACAAGAGCUGGGAUGAGGAGAGUGAUGUUAGCAGUGUGGACACUUCUGUGGAUGAGAUCUCAGACCUGAACAAGGACAUCCAGCACUUCCAGGAAAUGCGCUGUGGAAACGCCCGGAAGUACCUGUGGCUGACUCUGGAGAACCCGGGCUACUCCAUUCCCAGUAAGCUUUUCAGCUUUCUCUCCAUAGCUGUGGUUCUGACCUCCAUAUCCAUCAUGUGCAUUAACAGCCUUCCGGAGUACCAGCACUUUGACGAGGAUGGCAAACAAGUGGAGGAGCCGACCCUGCAAGCGCUGGAGUUCUUCUGCAUCUGCUGGUUCACCUUUGAGGUAGUGAUGCGGAUGCUUUUGGCGCCCAACAGGAGAAAGUUCUUCCGCCACCCGCUUAACAUAAUCGACAUUGUGUCGGUGUUGCCCAUCUAUAUCACGCUGCCUAUUGACCUGGCGUUGGGCAGUGAAUCAGAGCUGGGGAACCUGGGCAAAUUGGUGCAGGUGUUCCGCCUCAUGAGGAUAUUCAGGGUUCUGAAGCUGGCCAGACAUUCAACAGGCCUCAGGUCUUUGGGAGCAACGCUAAGGCACAGUUACAGGGAGGUUGGCAUCCUGCUGCUGUACCUGGGCGUGGGUGUGUGCGUGUUCUCUGGCUUUGCCUAUACUGCAGAGUAUGAGGAGGACGUGGGGCUGGAUACCAUUCCUGCCUGCUGGUGGUGGGGCACCGUCAGCAUGACCACCGUGGGCUACGGCGAUGUGGUGCCCGUCACGGUGGCCGGCAAGCUGGCGGCCAGUGGCUGCAUCCUGGGUGGGACCCUGGUGGUGGCCCUGCCCAUCACUAUCAUCUUCAACAAGUUCUCUCACUUCUACCGCAAGCAGAAGGCCCUGGAAGCCUCGGUGAGAAACAGCAACAAGAAGGUCAAAGUGUGCAGUGACAAUGUGCAGGAGGAAGAGGAUGAGGAUGGGGGUUUGGAUAGGGAUAGCCAGUGUCUGGAGGAGCUGGAUGAGGAUGAAGAUGAUGGAGGAGUGGUAAAUUAUAGCUAUGUGGAUCAUCCACCGCUGCCUAUGGAGAGGUCCAGCCCGUUGGCGAGGAGGAAAGAGUUCUUCAACUCUGAGUGCUUCACCAUAAACACAGGACAGAUGACAGAAUAAUUAUUACAGGGAAAGUAAACACAGUAUAUACAUGAACUGAAAUGAAUUAUAAGCACCCCAUGUUCUCUGUUCUGUUUGGUGUUACCAUAAGGUAUUGAUUCAGCACUGUGCUGUCUCUGGGUUUGAAGGAACUCUUCCUGAAUCCAAAAUUGUGACACUGUUAAUGGGAACUAAUACCAUUGUAAUGAAGCUAAUAUCAAGCCUCCACUAGUUCCUAUGGUGUCUUCUGCUUGCCCUGUACAGAACAGAGAUUAAUUUUGAUAUGCUCCAUAAACACCCCAUUCUGAAGUUGUGCAGUGUUCUGUUACUGUAUACUUUUAAUCACAACUCAAUACCAAAUUAUACCAAUGUAUUCCUUGUUGGAAUGCCUACUUCCUCUUCAUAUUUGUGAGGGUCUCCUAUUACAAAAUAGAAAAGAGGGUACACAGAAGCAUUGUUAGUGCCCACAGCCACUUAGGAAGUUAGCUGUACAUGUAUGAUUGACAAAAGCAGCUAUAUUGCAACACUGCACUACGAUUUCAGACUGUAGACUGUUGAAUGAAGCAUAUCAGGACAGUCUCAUGCCAGAGUUUCCUCGAGCUUGACAAAUGUC